Molecule: messenger RNA, 2815 nt
Organism: Pyrus x bretschneideri (Chinese white pear)
Lineage: Eukaryota; Viridiplantae; Streptophyta; Magnoliopsida; Rosales; Rosaceae
Biological process (GO): SCF-dependent proteasomal ubiquitin-dependent protein catabolic process
Cellular component (GO): SCF ubiquitin ligase complex
Source: RefSeq, a predicted model, not a curated record
AUGACGGUUCUUAGGUCCCGCGAAACUGCCUCCCCCAAAACGACGCCGCCUAAGUCCAAGACGCGGCUCAAAUUAGAGCCCCCCACGCCAGCCCAGACCCACGAGUCCCCCACUCCUCCAGCUACCGCUUCGACCUCCUUCUCCUACCAACCCCGAAACCCUAACCCUAAUUUUGGACCCAAUCCCCAAAAAGGAUCUCUGGGGUUGGGCUCCGGUUCGGUCCCUGUCUCGGGAGGAGUGACUGCGGCGGCGGAGUAUACGUCUCGCUUCCAGGUCUCCGGGUUCUGCCGAGAUGGUGGCGAGAGGGGGCGGCGGGGAACAAGGAUUAUGGUUUCGGGAGUUGAGGAAGGGACUGAGGAGUUGAGAUGGGUUUCCGGAGGACAGGAGAAGGUAGAAAUUGAAGAGGGUAAGAGGGGUUUGGUAGAAUUAGGGCUGAGUUAUGAUUUAGGGAUUUUGAGGGAUUGCGGUGAGAAGAAAAGGAAGUUGGAGAUCGAUAUUAAUUUUCCGGCUUCCGAAUGUGAAGGGGAGGAUGUAGCGAGUACGCCGUUUUUGAGUCUGCGGUCAGGGAAUAAAGUGACGAAACGGGGUGUGAAUGGUGGUAGUAAUGGAGCUUUGGUGAUUGAUUUAGUUGCUGAUGAGCAUGGUACCGUGACGAGGGAAGAUGAAGUUGGAAGAGGAGAGAGAGGGAAGAGAAAGUUGGGGGAGAGUGGUUUUGUAGUCAAUGGUGUCGAUGUGGUGGUGUUGGAUUCGGAUUCGGACUCGGACGUGGAGAGGGCAAGUGAGAACGUAUUGAAGAGUAGUAAUCCAAAAGGGAAGAUGAAGUUGAGUGAUGUGAUUGAAGAUUUCAAAGGUGACCCGACUCCCAGUGAGAAUGGUACAGAAAGGGGCAGAAGGAGAUACAGCAGCAAAGAAAAAGGGAAAGGGAAAUUGGUUGGAGAAGCGGUUUUAUCGAGUGGUAACGAUGAAGUGGAAUUGGGUGUGAAAUCAGAAGUUUUUAGUUCAGUUGACAAUGUGUUUACGGUUCCUAUUCAUAUAGGAGAUAAUGUAGCAGUGGACAAUGUAUUUUCGUCUCAGAUUUAUAUAGAAGAAAAUGUUGCAUUGCACGAUCAAAGGCAGGUAAAUAACAGUAACACGAAUACAAGAGAGAAUGUAUCAGAUGGAAACGUAUACAUGGAGCGGUUUCGCGAAACAGCUAGGCGAAAUGCACGUCGAUUUGCAUACUUUUCUGCUGAAGAGGAACAGGUGAAUCAUUUGCCUCCUGAUGCUGAAGUAGCACGGGAUAUCGAAGAUUGGCCUGGUCCCUUCUCUACGGCCAUGAAAAUUAUUAAGGAUCGAGCAGAAAAAGAUGUGCAAGUGCCCUCUAACAGGACCAAACAAUCAUCAGUGAAUUGGAUUCCUAAGAAGUUUCCAGAUCGUCCCCUCCCUAAGAUUUCGGUCCCCUCACUGCAAGAUCUGUGUUUGGUGGUUCUCGCUAAGAAUGCUGAUGCAAUUGUUUCACUUGACCACGUGGCAGAUGCUUUGAGGCACCGGCUAAGUCAGAUGCUUUGUGAUUCUCGAAAAAUGAACAGUCAUUUAUUCAAACUUUUUGUUCAGGGAUCUCCAACAGAGGUUCGGUUACGGGAUUGCUCAUGGAUGACAGAGGAGCAGUUUACAGACUCUUUUCAGCAGUGCGACACCACCAAUUUAACAGUGCUACAACUUGAUCAGUGUGGGCGCUGUAUGCCAGAUUAUAUAUUGCAUUCCACUUUAGCUCAGUCAUCAAAUUGCUUGCCCAACCUAGUCACUUUAUCCCUAAGUGGUGCAUGCCGUCUUUCGGAUAUUGGGCUUGGUAAAGUUAUAUCUUCUGCCCCGGCACUAAGAUCUCUAAACCUCAGCCAGUGCUCUCUUCUCACUUACUCGAGCAUUGGCACUGUAGCUGACUCAUUGGGAUCAGUUCUGAAGGAACUUUAUCUAAAUGAUUGCCAGGGCAUUGAUGCUAUGCUUAUGCUACCAGCACUCAAGAAGCUUGAGCGUUUGGAGGUUUUUUCGCUAGCAGGCUUUGAAAAUGUUUAUGACAGUUUUAUUAGGGAAUUUAUUACAGCUCGUGGUCACAGUUUGAAGGAGCUUGUUCUGACUGAUUGUGUACAAUUAACAGAUUCUUCUGUGAAAGUGAUAGCUGAAACCUGUUCGGGAUUACGUGCGCUUGACUUGGCUAACUUGAACAAAUUGACUGAUUCUACUUUAGGAUAUCUUGCAAAUGGUUGCCGAGCAAUUCAAACAUUAAAUUUUCAUCGGAAUCCAUUCAGUGAUGAAGCCAUUGCUGCAUUCCUGGAAACUUCUGGAGAAUGCUUACAGGAACUUUCACUAAAUCAUAUCCAGAUGGUCGGCCACAACACAGCCAUAUCACUUGCCAAACGGUCAAGGAUGUUGCAUACCCUAGAUCUAUCAUGGUGCCGGAAUAUUACAGACGAGGCCCUGGGUUUAAUCGUGGACAGCUGCCUAUCACUGAGAAUACUAAAACUUGUCGGAUGCACUCAGAUCACAGAUACUUUUCUGGAUGGACACUCAAAUCCAGAGGUGAGAAUCAUUGGCUUGAAAUUUUCUCCGAUACUAGAACAUCUCAAGGUCCCCAAUCCUCACGAAGGUCCAUUGCGUUAUUCCGCCGUCUAUUGAAUUUAGUCCCCUGUUCGGGUCAUUGUCACAACGACUUUCCGAGCAACCGGAGCAAAGUGAAAUUGGCCAUUAGAUGUUCGACAUAUUUACGAGUUAUUUGUAAUCAAACUUGACUUUGAUAGACGAGGCAAGUGGAAAGAUGGAUAUUUUGGUUGGCAUUUCA